Chanos chanos (milkfish) is the source of this 2167-nucleotide messenger RNA. RefSeq names its product transcription factor 3a (gene tcf3a). The transcript has 19 exons. The coding region runs from base 35 to 1852 and encodes 605 amino acids. The record is from RefSeq and is a predicted model, not a curated record. Gene Ontology annotation, molecular function: protein dimerization activity; DNA-binding transcription factor activity, RNA polymerase II-specific; RNA polymerase II cis-regulatory region sequence-specific DNA binding. Gene Ontology annotation, cellular component: chromatin; transcription regulator complex. NCBI's taxonomy places the organism in Eukaryota, Metazoa, Chordata, Actinopteri, Gonorynchiformes, Chanidae. Gene Ontology annotation, biological process: regulation of transcription by RNA polymerase II.
AGAGAGAGAGAGAAGACACAGCGUUGGCCUCAGGAUGACUGCCGUGGGAACAGACAAGGAGCUGUACGAGAUCUUCGGCAUCAACACGAUGUUUCCCUCUUCUGUGUCCAAUGUGAAGGACAGACCCACGGCGCUGGCCGGCAGUCAGUUUGGAGUUUCAGGUUUGGACGACCGGAGUGAAUCUGGAUCCUGGGCGACAGGAGACCAAAACAGCCCAUCUUUCAACCAAUCACGGGGCUACAGUGAUGCUCCUCACUAUGGUGACCAUGGGAGCGCGUCCCCCUCUCAUAUAUUCAACUCAGGGAUCGGAGGUAAAUCGGAGAGAGGGCCGUACCCGCUUGGACCACAGGUGGAUCUGUCUCUCUCUCUCUGUCCGGAGUUUCUGCCAAGCGUGAUGCCUAUGCCUGGUGAUGAUGCCACGUCUCCUGCCCCUCUCAAAUCCACCAUCUACUCACCUUACCACAGGAGGCCUAACCAGCACAGCAUUGAUGGCCCCCCCGCCAAGAUACAGAAGCUUCCUCCAGGUCUUCCCUCCUCAAUCUGUGUGUCAGCCACGGGAGAAAACUACAGCCAAGACAACGCUGACUAUCCUUCCUCCAAAGCAGCCAACAUCUACUCCGAUACCUUCUGUCCCCAAGACCCCUGGUGUGGUUCCAUGUACUCCCCCAUGCUAGGUAAUUUCCCCCCCAUCGGCCAGUCUGCCCCAUAUACAGCCAUCAAACCUGCAGACAGACUGAAGGGCCAGCCGCUGCCUGUGUCUCCCCAGAACUAUCCCCUGCGUGGUAACGAUGUGAACGGCUCUUUCCAUGCCUCCCCCGUCGGCCUCAUGGCCAGCGGUGGUGGUGCGGCGGAAAGUUCCGGGGUUGAAAUCGGCAAAGCCCUGGCCUCGAUCUAUCCCUCUGAAAACAAUGGGGCCAGUUUCCCCUCCACGCCAUCUACUCCUGUGGGCUCCCCUCAGGGUAUUGCAGCCUCUGCCUCUCAUUGGCCCAGAGGCCCCGCCCAGGCCGCACCAUCUUCCAACCUCGACGGGGGAAUGCAAGCAUUGGGUAAGAUGGAUGACAGUCUGGGUGACGCUUUGCACGUGAUGAAAACUCACGCGCUCGGUCAGAACCCGGGACUGGGCGCCGCGGACGUGCUGAGCGCGUCCGUGUCGGGACACGGAGGAACGGGACUCGGCAGCCUGGGUCAGACCUUCAACAGCACAGGCACCGGACUCGCCAGCCGCCUGCCCGGGAUGGUGGCUAAUCACCCUGACAGUGGAUCUCUCCUGCAUGCUCACCACCCCCCUGCACAAGCCCCGCCCACCACCCAGUCCGAGGGCUUCACCGGCCUGUCUGGCAGUCUGUCUCGCUCUGCACGUUCGUCUAGCUGUGUUGAGAUAAAAAGGGAAGAAAAAGAGGAUGAUGAAAACUCCAUCACGGACAAAUCGGAGGACGACAAGAAAGACAAAAUGAGCCGCACGAGAACAAGCAACGACGAGGAUGAGGAUGAGGACCUGCCGGUGGAGGUGAAGGCGGAGAGAGAGAAAGAGCGACGCAUGGCCAAUAACGCGCGUGAGAGGCUGCGUGUGCGGGACAUUAACGAGGCCUUUAAGGAGCUUGGACGCAUGUGCCAGCUCCACAUGAACAACGAGAAACCUCAGACCAAACUCAUCAUCCUGCACCAGGCUGUCAACGUCAUCCUCAACCUGGAACAGCAAGUCAGAGAACGUAACCUGAACCCCAAAGCUGCCUGUCUGAAGAGGAGAGAGGAGGAGAAGGUGGCAGGUGUUGGGGCGGACCCUCAGAUGCCGCUGGGCGGAGGACACCCCGGCUUGGGCGGGGACGGACACAACCCCGUCAGCCACAUGUGAUCUCAGAUCCUGUGGAGCAGAGCAAGUUCUCAAAACAUGUGGCCUUAUUCUCCCAGAAUUCUUCAGAGUGUAUUUCUACACAAACUUUACUGACAAAUGUCCCUUUUCCCACACUCUCUCCCACGAAUAACGGCAAAUAUCUACACACACACACACACGAUGAACAUGUGCCUGCAAGGACACACACACACACACACACACGCACACAAUGUUUUGUUGAACAUGGGAAACAUACCCACGUUAACCCUUCCAGAAUACAACAGAAAAAAAAAAGAGACUGAAACUCAGAAGACUUCGCGAGACACACAGACAGAA